Molecule: messenger RNA, 525 nt
Organism: Abrus precatorius (Indian licorice)
Lineage: Eukaryota; Viridiplantae; Streptophyta; Magnoliopsida; Fabales; Fabaceae
Product: TPD1 protein homolog 1-like
Exons: 4
Coding region: 1-525 (174 amino acids)
Biological process (GO): cell fate determination
Source: RefSeq, a predicted model, not a curated record
AUGAUAGUAAAGCAUUCUUCAAUAAACAUGACCAUCAGGAACUCUUGUCUUAUGUUCUUCAUGUGCUUCAUAAUGCCCUUUCUUGUAUUUUGUGAUGUGGGAAUGCAUUCAGGUCCUUCAUCCCAGAUUAUGCAUUCUCACCAUGAAAACAAAAACAGGUCCAUAACAGUGUCAGUGAAAGCAGAACAUGCACACUCUUCCUCUAGAAAAUUUUGGUUGCAUGGUUCUUGCACACAAAGAGACAUAAGCAUCUCACAAAGCAAAAGUUCUACAUCAGGAAUACCACAGUUCAUUGUGCAAAUUGUUAACACUUGUGUUUCUGGGUGUUCUCCUUAUGAUAUCCACCUCCAUUGUGGCUGGUUUGCUUCAGCAAGAAUAAUCAACCCCAGAUUGUUCAAGAGGCUCUCCUAUGAUGAUUGCUUGGUGAAUGGUGGGAACCCUUUAGCCUCUACUCAGAUCAUCAGAUUCACUUAUGCCAAUUCCUUCAUGUAUCCUCUUGCAUUCAAGUCUGCCAAAUUUUGCUAA